GAGUGACCCGGAAGCGGUUGUGCGGCGCCUCCGCGCGACCCUGCUCUCUUUUCCGUUCGGCGUGGUUUCGAGUGGAGCGGCUCCGCUGGGCCCGGGCUUCACCAUGAGCGUCCCGGCCUUCAUCGACAUCAGUGAGGAGGACCAGGCUGCCGAGCUCCGUGCGUACCUGAAAUCCAAGGGAGCCGAGAUUUCCGAAGAGAACUCGGAAGGGGGGCUCCACGUGGACUUGGCACAGAUCAUCGAAGCCUGCGACAUGUGUCUGAAGGAAGACGACAAAGAUGUUGAAAGUGUGAUGAACAGCGUGGUGUCCCUCCUCUUGAUCCUGGAACCAGACAAGCAGGAAGCGUUGAUUGAAAGCCUCUGCGAAAAGUUGGUCAAAUUCCGCGAAGGUGAACGUCCAUCUCUGAGAUUGCAGCUGCUGAGCAACCUUUUCCACGGGAUGGAUAAGAACACUCCCGUGAGGUACACUGUGUACUGCAGCCUGAUCAAAGUGGCCGCAUCGUGUGGGGCCAUCCAGUACAUCCCCACAGAGCUGGACCAGGUUAGAAAAUGGAUUUCUGACUGGAAUCUCACCACUGAAAAGAAGCAUACCCUUUUACGCUUGCUUUACGAGGCACUUGUGGAUUGCAAGAAAAGUGAUGCUGCUUCAAAAGUGAUGGUGGAGUUGCUUGGAAGCUACACAGAGGACAAUGCUUCCCAGGCUCGUGUUGAUGCCCACAGGUGCAUUGUCCGAGCCUUGAAAGACCCAAAUGCUUUCCUCUUUGACCACCUGCUCACCCUCAAGCCGGUCAAGUUUCUGGAAGGCGAGCUUAUUCAUGAUCUUUUAACCAUUUUUGUGAGUGCUAAAUUGGCAUCAUAUGUCAAGUUUUAUCAGAAUAAUAAAGACUUCAUUGACUCACUUGGCCUAUUACAUGAACAGAAUAUGGCAAAAAUGAGACUACUUACUUUUAUGGGAAUGGCCGUGGAAAAUAAAGAAAUUUCUUUUGAUACAAUGCAGCAAGAACUUCAGAUUGGAGCCGAUGAUGUUGAAGCAUUUGUUAUUGACGCGGUAAGAACUAAAAUGGUCUACUGCAAAAUUGAUCAGACCCAGAGAAAAGUCGUAGUCAGUUGUUCAGAGAAUAGAAGGUUUAGGAUCAGUUUGUCACAGUACACACCGGACAUUUGGAAAACAGCAAUGGCAACAACUGUAUGACACACUUAAUGCCUGGAAGCAAAACCUGAACAAAGUGAAAAACAGCCUUUUGAGUCUUUCUGAUACCUGAAUUUCUAUGCAUAUAAAUUUGUCCUUUUGGGGGAAAAAAAGACCCUAAAUCAUAGUAAAUCAUUACGAACUUAAAAAAAAA
Molecule: messenger RNA, 1343 nt
Organism: Carlito syrichta (Philippine tarsier)
Lineage: Eukaryota; Metazoa; Chordata; Mammalia; Primates; Tarsiidae
Gene: EIF3M
Product: eukaryotic translation initiation factor 3 subunit M
Exons: 12
Coding region: 104-1192 (362 amino acids)
Biological process (GO): cytoplasmic translational initiation
Cellular component (GO): eukaryotic translation initiation factor 3 complex; cytoplasm
Molecular function (GO): translation initiation factor activity
Source: RefSeq, a predicted model, not a curated record